CUGAGGUUUUUGAGUGUAAGCUUGUUUCCUGGUGGAGACCUGUCUGAGAAAAGGGUGGGUCUGGGAUGUGAAGGGUACAUACAGAAUGUUAGAGAAUCUUCUAGCCUGCUUACUGAGUUCGAUCGCUGUUUCCAAUCUUAGUUACUGUGGGGCAAUAGACAGAUGCCUGGAUAUUUUUAAGGCAGUCUAUCAUCUAGAUCUCGGACUGACUUUUAAGCAAUGCUUUGCUCAAUUAGAUGAAAUAGACUUUAAAGUGGUAAGAAAUUCAUACCUAUGCUCUUCUUUCUCUUCCUCUUCCUCCUCCUCUUCUUCCUCCUCCUCCUCCUCCGUUUUCAAUACAGUUUUGUAAAAUACCUUAAGGAAAUCAUCUUCAACACCUGCUAACUUUGAGGCCCUGACAAGAGAGUUCAAUUAUUAAGUAGUCAGGAAACUGAAAUUCUACCCCCCUCCCCAUGAACUGGUGAUUGGAUGGGGAAAGGAGUCCUGCAGUCUGGACACACUUCACAGUUCCCACUUAACAGAACCCCUUGAUGCUUCCUGGACACUCCCCAAUUCCACAACCAAGUUGUGUUUUCUCCUUGCAUUUGAGGCUUUUGAAAGGUCCUGUUAGAGGGACUCUGUGAGAGAGCUGGUUGCUUCUACCCUGUCAAACCUGCAUUCAAUCGCCUCUCAUCUGGACACUCACUAUUAUUCUCUUUUGGGGAUACUAGAGAGGAAAGAGAAAGAGAGAGGAAGAGGGGGGAAGAGGAGAAGAGAAGAAAGCAGCAGGAGGAACUAAAGGAAAAGAAAAUCAAUGUCAGAAACCUCCCUCCUUUGAGGUCUCCAAAGAGUAUGAAUUACCCCAUUGCUUUUCAAGUUUCUCCAUCCCCCAAGUAAUAGAGAGAGAGGGAAAAGAGGAGGUGAGAAAGGGAAGAAGGAAGGGAGAUAGAGAGAGGCAGUAAGGGAGAGAAGGUAGAGGGGAACCUGGGAAAGAAGGAAGAAAGGAAGGAAGAGCGGAAAGUUGAAAGAAAACGCAGAGUUGUUGAGAUAGAAGUAAAUCUAAAUUGAAGGAAAGGUUUUGGUGCACAGGGAUUGAAGCAAAAUGCAAAAAAGUCCGUUCAAGUAGCUAAGGAUGCUUGAGCUCUUAUUUGGGACACCCAGGCAGAGCCAGAGAGACUCAGCUCUUCCACCUGCAGGAUGUGGAUAACUAGCUCAUCCUGGCCUUGAAGGGAAGUCUGUGAAGAGAAAAGCUCAUUCCAAAUAUGGUUUCACUUUCCAAAGCCUCUGCAUGAAAGAGGGGAACUAGGAAGCAAAGGUCCAAGGGGCUGGUACUCGCCCCCAUCUCUACCCAUGUCCUUCUGGCAAAAGAAUGUUUCCCUCAGGUUCUCUUCUCUUUCUUGGUCUUGGCUUUAUUCUUUUGAAUACCUAUACUCUUGAGUGCUUUACUUCUUUCAGCUCCCCUUCAUGCUCCCUCGAGCACACGCUAUGCGCGCACACGUGCACACACACACACUCACACACACACACACACACAAUUGUAUAGUCAAGGCUUCUUAGUGCUCGCUCCCGACCAAAGGCUAAGCGUGUUCCCCUACUUGGAGCUCAUUUUCAUGAUGGGAAACGCUGAAGGGUUUUCAACACACAUUAAAAAACAAACAAAAUACACAGCGCGAAAGAAAUCCAAAUCCCGCAGUGUGGUAUGAGCCUGCCUUCCCCCCUGGUGCCCAAGGGUGUAGGGUAACCGGGGAGAGCUGCUACAGAGGCGGCGCACCCAGCAGCAGCGGCGGAGCUGGAAGCCUGCUGCAGCCUCAUCUCCUCCCUCCUUUAUUGAGGGUGCCAAGCGGCAAUCCUGCAUCCUAAAGAAGCCCAUUGAAGAGCCCAUUGCAUUCUCUGCACGUCUCAAGCUAGCUUUUUAAUUUAUUUUUUAGGGCCUUCCCCCCUCUCCUCAACCCCCCUAGCUUCGGCUUCUGCAAGAAGGGACUGGACAAGAGAGGAUCCUUAAACUCAAGCUUUGUUUUCCUUGCUGCUUGUCUUUUCAUUCUUUUCCAUAGUCAGUGCUGAGAAACAAAAAUAAAAACCAAUAUCCAAACGUCCUGCAAAAAUAGUUUUGUUAUCAACCAGGAACGAUGAAGCCAACCAUAACUGAGAUGCUUCACAGAGGGAGAAUGCUGUGGAUCAUUCUUCUAAGCACAAUUGCUCUAGGUUGGACUACCCCGAUUCCCCUGAUUGAGGACUCAGAGGAAAUAGAUGAGCCCUGUUUUGAUCCAUGCUACUGCGAAGUUAAAGAAAGCCUCUUUCACAUACAUUGUGACAGCAAAGGAUUUACAAACAUUAGUCAGAUUACUGAAUUCUGGUCAAGACCCUUUAAACUGUAUCUUCAGAGGAAUUCGAUGAGAAAAUUGUACACAAAUAGUUUUCUUCACUUGAAUAAUGCUGUGUCCAUUAACCUUGGGAACAAUGCAUUGCAGGACAUUCAAACUGGAGCUUUUAAUGGCCUUAAGAUUUUAAAAAGACUAUAUCUCCAUGAGAACAAACUAGAUGUCUUCAGAAAUGACACCUUCCUUGGCUUAGAAAGUCUGGAAUAUCUUCAGGCAGACUACAAUGUCAUUAAACGAAUAGAGAGUGGGGCAUUUCGGAACCUAAGUAAAUUGAGGGUUCUAAUCUUAAAUGAUAAUCUCAUCCCCGUGCUUCCAACCAAUUUAUUUAAAGCUGUUUCCUUAACCCAUCUGGACCUUCGUGGAAACAGGUUAAAAGUUCUGUUCUACCGUGGGAUGCUGGAUCACAUUGGCAGAAGCCUGAUGGAGCUCCAGCUAGAAGAGAAUCCUUGGAACUGUACCUGUGAGAUUGUGCAGCUCAAGAGUUGGCUGGAGCGAAUUCCUUACACAGCCCUGGUGGGAGACAUCACCUGUGAGACACCUUUCCACUUCCAUGGGAAGGAUCUCCGUGAAAUCAAGAAGACUGAACUCUGUCCACUCUUGUCUGACUCUGAGGUGGAGGCCAGUCUGGGGAUUCCCCACUUAUCAUCAAGCAAGGAGAAUGCCUGGCCCACGAAACCCUCCUCUAUGUUAUCUUCUGUCCAUUUUACUGCUUCAUCUGUUGAAUAUAAAUCCUCUAAUAAGCAGCCAAAACCCACCAAACAGCCCCGAACACCCAGACCACCAUCUACAUCCCAGGCUUUAUAUCCUGGUCCAAAUCAACCUCCUAUUGCCCCCUAUCAGACUAGACCACCCAUUCCCAUUAUAUGUCCUACUGGGUGUACAUGUAAUUUGCAUAUCAAUGACCUUGGCUUGACUGUCAACUGCAAAGAACGAGGAUUUAACAACAUCUCUGAACUCCUUCCAAGGCCCUUGAAUGCCAAGAAGCUGUACCUGAGUAGCAAUCUUAUUCAGAAGAUAUACCGCUCCGAUUUUUGGAAUUUUUCUUCUUUGGAUCUCUUGCACCUGGGGAACAAUCGCAUCUCCUACGUCCAGGAUGGGGCUUUCAUCAACCUGCCCAAUCUGAAGAGUCUCUUUCUCAAUGGCAAUGAUAUAGAAAAGCUGACACCAGGGAUGUUCCGCGGUCUCCAGAGCUUGCAUUACUUGUACUUCGAAUUCAACGUCAUCCGGGAAAUCCAACCUGCAGCCUUCAGCCUCAUGCCCAACUUGAAGCUGCUAUUUCUCAACAAUAACUUGCUGAGGACCCUGCCAACUGAUGCCUUUGCAGGCACAUCCCUGGCUCGGCUCAACUUGAGGAAGAACUACUUUCUCUACCUGCCAGUGGCUGGCGUCCUUGAACACCUGAAUGCCAUUGUGCAGAUAGAUCUCAAUGAGAAUCCUUGGGACUGCACUUGUGACCUAGUCCCCUUUAAGCAGUGGAUCGAAACCAUCAGCUCAGUCAGCGUAGUAGGUGAUGUACUCUGUAGGACCCCUGAGAACCUCACCCACCGUGAUGUGCGCACUAUUGAGCUGGAAGUUUUAUGCCCGGAGAUGCUGCAUAUUGCCCAACCUGGACCAUCCCCACCCCAGUCUGGAGAUUACCACCCUAACGGGGGACCGACAAGUGCAUCACCUUAUGACUUCUCUCCUCCCGGGGGCCCUGUGCCACUUUCUGUGUUGAUUCUCAGCCUGUUGGUUCUGUUCUUCUCAGCUGUCUUUGUUGCUGCAGGCCUCUUUGCCUAUGUGCUCCGUCGGCGUAGGAAGAAGCUACCCUUUAGAAGCAAGAGGCAGGAAGGUGUGGACCUUACAGGAAUCCAGAUGCAAUGCCACCGUCUGUUUGAGGACAGUGGGGGCAGUGGUGGUGGGAGCGGAAGUGGAGGGCGACCAACUCUGUCCUCGCCAGAGAAAGCCCCUCCCGUGGGUCACGUGUAUGAGUAUAUACCCCACCCAGUUACUCAAAUGUGUAACAACCCCAUCUAUAAGCCUCGAGAAGAGGAAGAAGUGGCUGCCUCAGCAGCACAGGACACAGGAGCUACAGACCGUGGAGGUCCUGGGACACAGCCACCAGGAAUGGGUGAGGUGCUCUUAGGAAGUGAGCAGUUUGCAGAAACACCCAAGGAAAACCACAGUAACUACCGGACCUUGCUGGAAAAAGAGAAGGAGUGGGCCCUGGCUGUUUCCAACUCUCAACUCAACACCAUAGUGACGGUGAACCAUCACCACCCUCACCCUCACCACUCGGCUGUUGGUGGGGUUUCAGGGGUAGGUGGAGGGACUGGGGGAGACUUGGCUGGGUUCCGCCACCAUGAGAAGAAUGGUGGGGUGGUGCUGUUUCCCCCUGGGGGAGGUUGUGGUGGUGGCAGUCUGCUACUAGAACGUGAGAGGCCACAGCCUGCUCCAUGCACAGUGGGAUUUGUGGACUGUCUCUAUGGCACAGUGCCCAAAUUAAAGGAACUACAUGUCCACCCCCCUGGCAUGCAAUAUCCAGACUUACAGCAGGAUGCCAGGCUGAAAGAAACCCUUCUCUUCUCAGCUGGAAAGGGCUUCACAGACCACCAAACCCCCAAAAGUGAUUACCUCGACUUAAGGGCCAAACUUCAAACUAAGCCGGAUUACCUCGAAGUUCUGGAGAAAACAGCAUACAGGUUCUAACAGAAAGAAGAAAAUAAAUUAGUGGCUUUGUUUUGAUUUCCAAAAGAAAAGGAAAAUAAAAAGAAAUAUAUCCCCGGCUCCCAUUAUACUUGUCCCAAUAACUACAUCCUUACAAUUUCCCCUGCCCAAGACAGAACUGAAACGCAUGAUAACUAGAGAAUACAAAAGUGUGCUCCCCCCCCUCUCAGAUGCGAUUUUGAGGAAGGGCCAUACUCAGAUCAUUAAUCAAUGAAGUGCCUUCGCAGACUUUUGCCAGCAAAUGUUAUCAUUAUUUUUUUAUACUGAAACUCGAGACUUUGACUGUGCCAUGUGUGAGGUAUAUUGGGGAUCGUUGUAUUGAUCCUAAAUGAGUAAAAUUCAAUGUGUCUUUUUAUUUCCUUUAACUUUUCUUCCCUUUAGUUGCAGUUGGAAAGGGAGGGGGGAGGUUGACAUUUAUGGCUUUCUCUCCUUUUCCCAUCAUGGCACAGGUUCUGUACAUGUAUAAACAAUGCAGUUUGCUGCAUGCUUGAAAACUGCAGGAUGGGGAGGGAGGGGCGGGUCUUGCUCGAAUGUUCUCACACUGUUCUCUCACACACAUAUUCAUGUGCACACAACAAAUCCCUACAUACACGUAGGUCCCACAGCCUGCACUGGGUGCAGUACACACACACACACACACACACACACACACACACAUACUCCUCCCCUGCAACUUAAUAUGCUUAGUUCUGGUUUAAUCUAUUUCUUCCUCUACAUAGCUCCACGCGCCCUUCACUCGUAGUGUACAGCUCACAGCAUCUCUCCUACCACCCUGGGAAAAGUCACAUUCGAGGCUGGAUCCUACUGAAGCCAAGGCUUGUUGGUUUAACAGCUGGAGACACACCUAGGGUUGAGCACCCUCCUCGUGACAUUUCAUCCUGAUGUCAAGAUUUUUGAGAACAUCUGCACUUUCUUAUAUAUAUAUAUAUAUAUAUAUAAAUAUAUAUAAAUAUAUGAUAUUAAAAAAUAAAAGAGCAACUGGGUAUAUAUCACUAACAGCUUUGUAGGAAGCACUUUUAAUGUUUUCUCUCUCACACACAAAGAUUCAAAGGAAAUGUGCAUAUAUUUAUUCUGUAAUUUCAGUGAUUAUAAAUUGUAAAGGUAAUGUUUAAUCAUUGUAUAGUGAUUAUGCGUCUGGUAUAGCUUUCCUAAUAAAAUGUUUUUGAAAAACAUAAUACAUUAUAUAUAGAGGAUACAAAGCUUCAAUUUAACCUUCAGCUAUGCCAUGCUUUUCGUAUUCCCGUUUAAAAAUGUUAUUUUAUUUGGUAUACAGAAAGCUAAAUGAUUAACAAGUUCGAUGCACUGUGAUAUUGAUAAAUAUUAUUAUUAUAAUACCUUAUCCAUAUUCCAUAUUAGGAUUAAAUUGGGGCUUGGAUAUUCUGAUCUGUUUUUCAUGGGUUAUACAUUUUAAAUUCAGUUUCCCAGUGAGGCACUGAGAAAUAGGUGGGGUGUGACUGGGAGAAAACAAAGUGACUGGAUGAGGAAAUAUAGGACUAAUCUGGAUGAGAUAAUCGAGCGUCUGUGGGUUUCAGACAAAUGACACGAAGGAACAGAGAAACGAUGUAGCUCUCCUUUAAAUAAAAACAAGCACUAAAAUUAGAUCCAAGAGCAACUUAGGUACAACAGCAAUCUUCAUGCUCAAACACAGCACCAGAAAAGCCUAGGACUUCAAGUCAAUGAAGUUUUAGAAUAUCUGUUACCUGCUAAAGUUGUGAUUUUUAUGUUUGGACUUUUUUUUUCCCUCAACCACUCACAGAAAAUGGACCCGGAAAUGCUUGAGUUAAGAACCUUGAUUAUGAUUAAGUUUCAUUUUUCUGUAUGACGUUAAAAGAUGUUUCAAAGUUUCUUGAGGAUACGUUAAGUUAUGAUCCAUUUCAUGUGAGCAGAACACCAAAGAAAAUUGAAAUUUAGGACGCAAAUGAGAGAUAGAGGUACUUACCGCAUUCAGCCAGUAGAUGGCAGCAGAGCUUCAGCGAUCUCCAGACACAGCCAUCACUGAAGUGUGGAGUGAGGUUUGGAUUCCUUAAAGUUGCCCUUGGAAAUGAUCAUUACACAUUGAAUGUAGUUCCCCAUGAGUCGCUGAGGCCUUACAUUCCAUCAUUUUCUCAUAGAAAAGGAGAAUGCCAUCAGUUUCUAGGUCCGUGUGGUAUAUGCAUUCAGGGUAUUGGAUUUAAAAGAUGGGGGAAAAGUGAAUGUCUUGAACUUGUUAAUGUAACCAUUAACUACAUGGAACUAUUAGUGUGGACAUACAGAGAUAAAACACACAAGUACAUCAAUAUAAAAUGCACGCUUCAGGGAUUCUUUGCAUUUAAUAUUAGACAUAUGUAAUUUCUGUCCUCAAUUAUUCAUUCUAUUUUGGAGUCUAUUUAGAAAGCCCAUAUAACUAAUUACUGUCUCUUUAUGUAAAAUGUCGAAAUGGAGCUCUCCUUAUGUAGUAGAGUUGAACACGUUACAAAACAGAUGCCUUUUUGUAAGCUUUCUAUAGAUCACGUUCACUAGAUAGUUCAUCUUCCGUGUUCUUUCUAAUUAUCUUUCCCUAUUACUAAUUUUUUAAAAUGACAUUACUGCUCUUAGAGGGUUUACAACCAGACUUAUGGAGUCACUGUAAACUACAGUGACUAUUUACCUUCCAAUUCUUCUUAAUCAAUCAUUCUGGCGAACACAAGAAAUAAGAGCAAAUACCUAGAUCUUUCAAAUGCUAACAAUGCCUUCCUAGAGAACUGUGGGGCCACGCAACACAGUCUAUUAAACGUAUCAGGUUAAAUGUCAACCCUAAGGACCCUGGUGCUUUCGACAUUGGAACAUAAGUCUUCAUAAACCUCAUCGAAUUAAAAUAUAAAUUGAUAAUUGUAAUAUUUAUAUUUUAUUUAUCAAAUAUUGAGGUAAGACUGUCUAAUCUUAAAAUUCACCCUUGAAUGACUAAUAAAUUCAUUUAUAUAGUGAGAACAAAUUUAUAUGAGAAUGAAAUUUUGUAUUUAAGAGGACAAUAUUUUGCUUUCAUGGAUUUUUAUAUCCCCUGACUCAGUUACUUAAUUUAAUUUUGCACUAAAAUUGAGUUAAGAAACUUUAGUUUAUAAUAACAUAUUAUUUCCUUUAAAUGUCAUUAAUCUUACCCCAAAAGUAUGAAUUGGCAUUUGCUUCAUGUUUCUUAUUGAAGAAAAUGACUUAUUUUUUUACAGAAUAGGUAACUAAAUCCCUUCAUAGCAAUGCUUUGCUGCUGAGUUCGACCAAGAUUUCACAUGUAUUUGCUUUUCUUCAUUACUCUUUUUAUUAUUAAUUACAAUAAUAGUAUUUGGACAUUGCAAAUGCACUGUGUUGUCCCUUUAAUGCUGACAUGAUUAGGGUAAAACUAUUGCAGGUGAUCAGUUUAAUUCAGAAUACUAUUCAAAUGUUAGAUAUCAUUAUAUGGUAUUAUUUAUGUAGAUGCUUUUAUAUUUUGAAUAGAGAUAUAUUACUUCAUCAAAUUGCAAAAUUAUUUAAAAUAGGAUGGUAACUGCAAUAUUUUUAAUAAAAGUUCAGAGAGAAGAUAACAAAGAAACUUUAA
Rattus norvegicus (Norway rat) is the source of this 8607-nucleotide messenger RNA. The record is from RefSeq and is a predicted model, not a curated record. Lineage: Eukaryota; Metazoa; Chordata; Mammalia; Rodentia; Muridae.